AUGAUCAACAUAGUUCAAGCUAACUUAAACAGAAGUAGAAAUGCACACGAACUUCUUACGCAACUCACGUACGACGAGAAGGCCGAUUUGCUGAUACUCAGUGAGCAGUACCAGGACAGGACGAGCACUACAUGGUUCUCGGACAAGUUAGGCACAGCGGCAAUAUGGGUAACGAACAUAAACAAGGUUCCUGCGGAAAGUCAUGGAGCAGGGGAAGGAUAUGUCUGGGUUAAGAGUGGUAAGAUCACGUUUGUGAGCUGCUACCUCACCCCCAACGAACCCAUCAAAGACUUUCAGACGAAACUUGAUAACAUCGAAGAGAUGCUGCAAGACACCGAAGAGGAGAUAGUGAUCGCUGGGGACUUCAACGCAAAAGCUUUAGAGUGGGCUUUAGAGUGGGGUAUGGCGUAUAUGGACCCUAGAGGAAAAAAAGUGAUGGAAAUGGCUGCAAGAAGAGGACUUGUCGUUCUAAAUACGGGACAGACCACCUUUAGACGCCCUGGGCAGAGAGAAACCAUCCCUGACAUAUCUCUGGUGACAGAAAAUCUUGUCAGAAGGGCCCAAGCUUGGAGAGUCAUGGAUGACUACACCGGAAGCGACCAUUUGUAUAUUAACUUCCGUAUACAAAUGUCUCUAGAAAAAGAAAGGCAUAAGGCGACCAAACAAGAGCACAAAUGGAAUGCUGCCAAAAUGGAUAAGGAAAAGUUGACGUCAACGCUUAUCAGGGGGCAAGAUGCAGUUGCUGAGAUGGCUCAAGAAGACACCGGAAGGGUUGUUGAGAUUACGAUGCAGCUGAAAAUUAGGGAUGAAGUGGAUAAAGACCCCUGGGGCUUGGGAUACAAGAUUGUAACUCGCAAACUUGGAAGACUUACCUCAGUAGGACUGCGUGAUGCCGGAAAAAUGGAAAAUAUUGUAGGUACGCUUUUCCCCACACACUAA
Messenger RNA from Belonocnema kinseyi, 939 nucleotides. RefSeq lists its product as uncharacterized. Bases 1 to 939 code for a protein of 312 amino acids. Lineage: Eukaryota; Metazoa; Arthropoda; Insecta; Hymenoptera; Cynipidae. The transcript is spliced from 3 exons. Gene Ontology annotation, molecular function: catalytic activity. The record is from RefSeq and is a predicted model, not a curated record.